Linepithema humile (Argentine ant) is the source of this 4513-nucleotide messenger RNA. Lineage: Eukaryota; Metazoa; Arthropoda; Insecta; Hymenoptera; Formicidae. The record is from RefSeq and is a predicted model, not a curated record.
AUAUUAGCAAUAUUAAAUAAUAAUAGUCUAUUGUUAAGAAUGUAAUUGAAUUGAUUUUCAAACACAGAUUGAUUUGAAAUUGAAGUUGAAAUAAAGAUACUAAUAAUAAAACAAAACAUGAAUAAAGUGCGAUAACAACAAAAUUAUUAUCUUUGCUGACUUUCUUAUGCUUGUAUUCGAUAGGCAUAUUAAUGUGUGUAAAAUACUUAUUUUUUAACAAUUAUCACACAAAAGAUACAGGAUGUUCAAUAAUAAGCGCAUUUGACAAUAAUAUUAAAUUUAUUUUGUUUAAAAUUAAAAAUAAUUGAUUACUGACAAAAUGUUGUGAUGCAAAUAGCUUUUGAACUGUAAUUAAUCUAGAAAGAAAUAAUCUUAUGCGUAUGAGUUGUAGGAUUAGAAGAAUAUUAUUAAUAUUUAUCGGAUUAGUUAAAGGUAAAACUUCAAAAAUUUUAAUAUUAUGUUGAAUAAAAUUUCGAUAAGCGGAAGGAACAAUGUUUUCAUUUUCAACAAAUAUCGGAGAUUUACCUUGUUCACCGAAUACAUCUAUUAAUGGACACCUUGUAUUGUAUCAUGUCAGCAUGCUGAGUUUGUUGUUUCCAUUUAUUCUACAGAGUUGUAAAAAAAGCAUGUAUGUUCAACGAUUCGAGCUUAUCUAUACAAUGUUUUAUUACUUUUCCUGGUUCACUUACGAAGAGUGAACGCCUUCGUACUACAUAUUGAGAUCGUGAGAUUUUUAAUGUAUCCGAUUAACAUAUCAACAUUUAGCAAAUAGAUAUAUGAUUAUUUAUUAUAUAAAAUUAUUAAAUAUUAGGGAUUAGUAUGGUAUGAGUAUUUUAAAAAAUGAUUUAAAAACUUUCUUCUAAAUGGAAGAAGUAUAUUCAAACCGAGAAUCUGUUAUUAAUAAAAAAUACAUUAAAAAUAAAUUCCAAAUGUGAAACAGAGAAUCGAGAACCAAAACAAGAUGUUAGUUGUUUGCUAAAAUCUUUAUUUAAGUAAGGUAAACGUUUCGGUCAAUAUUUGAUACAAUCUUCAGUACAAUUUUUCUUUCGCAGUCUGAAUUAUUACAUUAAUUGAGGUCAGUACUAAAAUCUGAUAUAAUACGGAAAAUUUUUAAAUCGAAUAACAGUAAUCGAAAAAUAAACAAUUAAUCUAAUCUACAUGCGUACCUGUGAGACUGCUCGUAUCACCUCUAUUAUUUUUUCAAUUUAACAUGUUAGUCGUUAGGUUUGUAAAGAACAACUAUGAGGCCUAUUGGGUUGAAGUGGUAGGAGAUGUGAGAUGGGGAAACAUAAGGGGGGAGAGGGAAACUAGUGUAUUAGUCAAGAUUAUGUUAUAUGGAUGGUAAUAAAUUAAUUAACGGAGAAUAUGACUCGGAUAGGAGGUCUAUGUCACUUUGUUUGUUGGGCCCAAUUGUUGGUUUUGUCUUUUAAUAUAUAACAUUUCUGAUGUUAAUCUUUUGUAGUAAGAUCGUUCCCCGUCAAGUAUCUUUAUGCCAUCCCAAUCAAAUUCAUGGUUAGAUUGUAAACGGUGACUUGAAAUUACAGAUAUAGAGGAGCAUUUUUUAAUGUCAUUUUUAUGUUCUUGUACUCUAGUUUUAAACUGCCUCUUCGUCUGGCCUUAAUACGACGCAUCACAGUCACUGCAUGAGAUUUUAUAAAUCAUAUUGCAGUGAAAUGAUUUGUCUAAUGUGUUGUACAUCUUUCUGUGUUUCAAUGAGUGGUUUUAAAUCAUUAAAACGGUAAAAAGACAGUUCAAAAUCAUGUCUCUUAGUUAUGUGAGUGAACUUUUUGGAAACAGAUCUUACGUACGGUACCGUAAAAUAUUUUUUUCUUUCAAAUUCCUUGCCUUGAUUAUUAUUACUAUUAUCAUUGUUAUUUCUAUUGUAAGAUUGAUAUUUUAUUUUUUCGCGUAUGUUGUUGAAAAUGAGUCUUAGAGAGUAUCCAUUCUUUAAUAAAAUCUCUAUUAUUUUUAUUAAGUUUUUUUUAUGGAAUCCAGGGUGUGAAAGGAAUAGAGAGCUCUAUCUACUAAGCCCAUAAUUACAUCUUUUUUGUGAGCAAUAGGAGUUGAAUGUUGAGAGUAAUAAUUAAGGUAUCUACCCGAAAAUGAUGGUUUUUGGUAUCAGUUAAAAAUAAUGUUCCUUUACAAUCAUUCUGACGUCCAGAAAGUUAAGUUCACCCUUCAAUCCCACCUCAAUUGUAAACUUAAUCCUAUGGUGGAAGGCAUUGAAAGUUUCUAAUAAUUGAUUCAAGGAUUCCCUAGGGACUGAUAAAAUGAUGUCAUCUACAUAUCUGAAGAAUGGUGGUUCAAAGAGCAAACUAUUUAUUACUCUGUUUUCGAUGUCCUGAAGAGUGACAUCUGCGAUAAUAGGCGAAAGUGGAGAGCCCAUAAGUUUGUUUAUAUAUGGUGUCGUUGAAUUGGACAUAUUCCAGGGAGAAAUACAGGUCGAAGAAAUGUCUAUUAGACGUUUAUAUACGUCUAUUAGAUGUCUAUGAGACGUUUCUUCGACCUGUAUUUCUCCCUGGGAUGUGGAACUUAAAAUAAAUCUGACGGCACAAAUAAAUAUUAAAAAUACGUGAAAAUUAUGUAAAAAAAUUAAGAACUGUUUAUUUAUAUAUAAAAGAAAAGAUAAAGAUAAACUACAUACUUAAAUCCUGAAUUUUGUUUGUAACAGAGCUUUAUAAUGGCCAAGGUUCCCAUUUUGAUCACUUUAUUGCCGCAGCUAUUUUGUAUGUUACUAGAGGUAUUCGGACAAUCACCAUGUCCUCAAUAUUUCAUGUACAUAAACGAUCCUAUAACGGAUGAAGUGAUGGGACAGGUCCAAAUUCCAUCUCCGCCAAAAAAUGUUGAACUUCAUUUGAGAGUGGCCUUAAGUAUCGCCGUUGAAUUGCCUUCGGCAUAUGUCGGUCGACUGGAACUGGCGCAAUCAAAAGAAGAAUCCGUUCGAGUGGUUCAACAGGGCAAGCCUCUGUUAUACCAUAUUCACUUCCCUGUGUCUCAACCGUUUCCGUUACUGACUGGAUUAAUAUUUAACGGUCAAGUAUAUUGUUCAGGUCUUCGUGCGAUGGGACGAGUUGUGACUUCGAUCGUAUUGGAACAUACUUUAUAUCCACCGAACGUGGUGCCGCUCUCACAAAAUUCCUAUCCGAUUCACGCUACACGUCCGACUAAUCGGCCCACCACUCAACGCCCGAAGAAAAAACCCACCACUAUACAUCCAAUCACUACAAUCGAUUUGUCCGAAGGAAUCAACAAUAACAUGUUUCUAAACUCUGCCCAACAAAAUGCGAACAAUGUAUGCGGUGUUAGCACACACACCAAUGACAUAAAUCUACUCAUCUCCAAGGGGGUAGAAACAUCACCAGGCCAGUGGCCAUGGUUGGUAGCGAUAUUCAUUGUCAAGUUAGAGUUCAAGUUUCAAUGCGCCGGUUCUCUGGUGACCAACAAACAUAUCAUAACAGCUGCACACUGCUGCAAAAUAGACCAGACUAAUCAUAAUGUACCACCUAGCGUGUUAUAUGUGUCCUUGGGACGGUAUCGAUUGCGCGAGUGGUACGAACCGGGUUCCGUAAAUCGGGAGAUUGUUAGCUAUACGAUUCAUCCCGACUAUACGCACAUGGGCAAUGGCGAUUCCGACCUGGCAAUUCUGGUUCUGAGAACCCCAGUCCAGUUCAGCCCUACGAUCAAACCUGUCUGUAUGUGGUUUGGCCAAACUAACCUUCAGAGCGUUGUCAAUAAGUCAGGAUACGUCAUUGGAUGGGGCCGGGAUGAGUUCGGUAAUCCUUAUCUCGCGGAACCAAGAAUGACUAGAGUGCCGAUAGUGAGUCAGGAAGAAUGUCUUUGGAGCGACAUGCGUUUCGCUGGCUUCACUUCAAAUCGCACCUUUUGUGCCGGUUUGCGAGACGGCAGUGGUCCUUGCAAUGGUGAUAGCGGGAGCGGUUUAGUGCUUCAUGACGCUACAGGCCGUUAUCAGUUGCGUGGCAUCGUUUCACGGUCGCUGUACGACCACAACGAACUAACCUGCGAUCUCACGCAAUACGUUAUCUACGUCGAUGUAGCCAAAUACAUAUCCUGGAUUCAACAACAAAUCUCUACUACAUAGCCACCUUUACUACAGUUUUACAAUAAAUGCAAAAUGUACUAGUCGACUAGCUCUUUAAAAAGUCUAUUUAAAAUUGCAAUAUGUAGUUAAAAAAAUAUGAUAACGCAUAAGGAGCGAUAUAACAAUUUCAUUAUUUAAUUUUUUAUGUUGAUUCUUUCUAUUGUAUAUUGAAAUCAUCACAUAUAUACUGUGUGUACAACAAAGUACUUGUCUAGCUGUAUAUUUAAAACAAUCCCCGAUUAAAAAAUGAAUUUGUCUGUUCUUUAUCAAAAUUUAAUUGCAUGUCAUAUUCACAUUGAAAAGAAAAAAUCAUUAUAAUUGUAACAGUUAACUGUAAUUAUACAGUGACUUUAUACGCACAAUAAUUAAUAUUUAGUGUAUAAAAGUUAAAAAGCAACUUUUUUAAUUGUAAAU